Penaeus chinensis is the source of this 369-nucleotide messenger RNA. RefSeq lists its product as uncharacterized. The record is from RefSeq and is a predicted model, not a curated record. Lineage: Eukaryota; Metazoa; Arthropoda; Malacostraca; Decapoda; Penaeidae. The coding region runs from base 67 to 369 and encodes 100 amino acids. The transcript has 2 exons.
UCAACGACCUCAACGACCCCGGAACCUUCAACGACCUCAACCCCUGGAAUAGUGACCAAGCACGCCAUGUUCUCUUGGUCUGAUGCAAAUGCCUUCUGUGUGGGACUCGGAGGCAAGCUCUACACGCCCAAGAGCGGCGAAGAAGCGAUGGACCUCUCCCUCAAACACGGAAGUAUCUGGACGGAGCUAACAGACUUCGACGAGGACGGAAUUUAUACUGACUUCGACGGGCAGCCUUCCAACCCGGAUUUCUGGUGUUCGGGGGAGCCUUACCCGGCAACGGACCUCUGCGCCUACAUCAGGUCGUCAGGCUGCCUGGCCAACCGCCCUUGCUACAUCGCCACCACGACCCUGUGCGUCAGUCUCUAG